Etheostoma cragini (Arkansas darter) is the source of this 3305-nucleotide messenger RNA. RefSeq names its product sestrin-3. The record is from RefSeq and is a predicted model, not a curated record. Bases 195 to 1529 code for a protein of 444 amino acids. Gene Ontology annotation, biological process: cellular response to leucine starvation; positive regulation of macroautophagy; regulation of response to reactive oxygen species. Gene Ontology annotation, cellular component: nucleus. The transcript is spliced from 9 exons. Gene Ontology annotation, molecular function: oxidoreductase activity, acting on peroxide as acceptor; L-leucine binding. NCBI's taxonomy places the organism in Eukaryota, Metazoa, Chordata, Actinopteri, Perciformes, Percidae.
ACACUGUUACUGGAGUUGUCAGCUCGGCUCAGGGAAGGUUUUCUCUCCACUCUCAGUCCAGUCUACUGCUACAGACCGACCGGCUGACUGCAUAACAGCGGCAGGAUUUUCUUGCCUUUGUUAGCUAAGUUAGCUUGGAAAGCACCAAGAAAAGACAGAGCCGCAUCCAUGCAGUAGCACCCUGUUUUUGGAAAAUGAUCAUCUGUACGAAUAAAAUGGAGUACCCCCUAAGAACCCAGUGCCAGCGACUCCACAAACAGGUGAUGGUGAACGGAGAGAAGGAGCGAGUGUCGCUGCUGUUCAUGAAGGCUCUGGUCAGCAGGGGGAACGUGGACGCCGUGUCCCAGCAGAUGGCCUCUCACCCUCAGUACUUGGAAAGCUUCCUGCGCACCCAGCACUACAUCCUGCACAUGGACGGCCCCCUGCCGCUGCCGUACCGCCAUUACAUCGCCAUCAUGGCUGCGGCACGACAUCACUGCAACUAUCUGGUGUACCUGCACUCAGCCCAGUUUCUGAGGGUGGGCGGGGACCCUCUGUGGUUGCAGGGUUUGGAGGCAGCGCCCCCUCGCCUUCGCCUCCUUGACCACAUCAACAAAGUUCUGGCCCACCAACCUUGGCUCACUGCCUGCUCACACAUCCAGACGCUGCUGAAGUCGGGCGAGCAAUGCUGGUCGCUGGCUGAACUGGUGCAGGCCGUCGUGAUCCUGGCCCACUGCCACUCCCUCUGCAGCUUCGUGUUUGGAUGCGACACAGACUCAGAUUUUGCCCCCCUCUCCAAAUCUCCUAACGGUACCCCGCCAACCUUUUGCCCCUUUGAUGCUGCAAAUGGCAACACCAACGUGCCUCCGUCGCUCGCCACUCCGUCCGAACACAAAACGCGAAGACGGUCUCUGGACUCCAGUUGUGACAUGGUGUGUCUGAAGGAGAGGAUCCAGAAGUCCCAGGAGGAGCGUGAAAAGAAAGAAGAGCGUCUUCUGCAGACACAAACACUCCAGCAAACAGACAUGGAAGAAGAGGAGGAGAUGAUAUUCUUAACAGACCCAACGCGUUUUAUCACUGACCCUGACUUAUGCUAUCAGGAGUUUGCUCGUAGGGAGGAGGACCACUUUCAAGUAUUUAGAGUUCAGGACUAUUCAUGGGAGGACCACGGCUUCUCCUUGGUCAACAGGUUGUAUUCAGACAUCGGGCACCUCUUGGACGACAGAUUCAGAAGUGUGACUGCCCUUCCCUCGAUGCACUGCCCCGACCUGAAGAGGGCGAUCUGGAAUUACAUCCAUUGUGUGUUAGGAAUACGGUAUGAUGACUAUGAUUACGGAGAGGUGAAUCAGUUGCUGGUGCAGGAUUUAAAGCUGUACAUCAAGGCUGUGGCCUGUUUUCCAGAUGCCACUAAAACUCCAGUGUGUCCACUGAGUUUGGCUCCACUUAAAACCUCAGAACGGAUACACGUUAAUUUACUAAUCAUGGAGGCCCGGCUUCAGGCUGAGCUGCUAUACGCUCUGAGAGCCAUCACUCAGUACAUGAUUGCCUAAGUGCUUGGAGAGGCACAAAGCUAAAGCUCUCCGCCGGUACAGAGAGACCCAGAGAUGCAAGUAUGAUUUCAAAAAACAAAAAACAAAUCUCAACUGCAGACGGUGUAGUGGAAUGAGAGCGCCAUUUUUAAGGACACAGAGCACCAUCGCUUCGUAGCUGUGCCUCAUGAAUGUGCUUUUCUUUUUCUCAGAUUUAAUGUAUUUAAACCAUAGUGUUCCAGGCACCCCCUUCUUCUGCAAACUCUCCUGUUGUGAUGUCCUCUCAUCAAACAUCUUGACUCUGAAAAGUUAUGUGCAAUUGUUAUUAUUAGAGGUGUUUUAAUUUUGACCUGUUGUUCUGUGUUCCAGCUCAGUCUGAGAAACUGCUUGGUUGAAGCAGUGUGUUACAGUGGCCAAUACUCUCCCUAGUUUGAUCAGUCUCCUUUUGUAUUAUCAAUGCUUCCCCCCCCAAAAUAUCUUUUUUUUACAAGUUGAAUGUUAUGGGAGACCAGGGCCUCUGUUCUUUCUUUUUCUUUUUUCUUUUUUGGACAAUCCUUGUCAGUGUUGGAGGAGGACAUUAAGUGGACUGUGACAUUUCGUAUUAAUGCUGGUCAAGAACAAACACAACAGUGACACUGCUCAAAGUUAUCGCAUCACUAUAGUUUCUUUUAAUAAGCACUUUUUUAAACUUUAUAUAUUUAUAAUACAAGGUAGGUCAUUAGUAGACACACAGUGUGUGGAUCUGACGCCUUCUCCACUGUACGUGGAACAAAGAUGUUCGUCAAACUUUCAGACUUUUGUUUUCAACCCCAGAUUUCUGUGUGAAAUAGCUUGAUCCAAGAUAUUUCAGUGAAUUAAUGCUCUUCUUGUGUUCAGUUCAGUGCUAACACACAGAAGGAUUUGAAGGUAAUGUUUUAAAAACACACAAUUUACACUUGAUAAGAAAAUUUGUAACUAAACUUAGGAAGUCAGUGAGCUGCUUCCUACACUGAAAGAUUAAGCUGAGCCAUUCACUAAAUGUUUGUAAUGGGUUAUUUUAUUUUUUAUUCUUUUUAAAAUGUGAUCAAAUCAGAGACUGAAUUUCAGACCAAGUCAUUAAAAACAGAAAUGUGAUGAAUUGGAUAGAUGAAAAAUGGCCAAUAGAUUUGCACUGGUCAUGAGUAGAGUUUCAGUUCAGAUUUUGGCUCAAAGCUUUGUGUUUAAGCUUUUUUGCAAGCUGUUAUCAAAGAUGAUUAUCAAGUCAAAAUCCACGGUACAAUUUGCAAAGCAGAACAAUGUGCAAACUAGUUGUUAAAACACUCGUAUCUUUUUUUUCUGUCUUAUUUUUAUAGUUUUUUGUAAACUAUAGAGUACUUGUUUUUGUUUUGUUUCUGGGUGUGACUGUAGGACCUGCUUAUUGUGCUGCAGCCUGGGUAGGCGUAGAGGUGUGACAGACUGUUUAGAGUUAGUAACUGCAGGAUGUAGAAAAGAAACAAGUGCAUAUCGAGCAUAUAAAGCAAAAGUGCUGUUAACACAGGUGCCUUUAGGCUAAAACUGGGGUGCUGCUGAAGUGGAAGGAUGUGACUACUGGAGGCUGAAUGUCGGCUUUGGUGGCAGCUGGAAAAACAUCCCCAACUGACAAGUUUAAAACUGGUGGCUUUUCCCACAUGAAUGGGAAUGCUUUUUCUUGGUGUUGGUCAGCAGCAUUUCCGAUUAAAAAUUACGGCCGUGUUUUCUAUCAGACAUCGAAGAACCCCAGCAACUCAGCAAAGAGCCUUUGACACGGAUGGAUGUUCAAAAUGUUCAACUUGAGCAGAU